Messenger RNA from Ilyonectria robusta, 1345 nucleotides. Its product is annotated as Alpha/Beta hydrolase protein. The record is from RefSeq and is a predicted model, not a curated record. The coding region runs from base 184 to 1164 and encodes 326 amino acids. The transcript is spliced from 2 exons. Lineage: Eukaryota; Fungi; Ascomycota; Sordariomycetes; Hypocreales; Nectriaceae.
UGCAGCGCGGUGUUUUUUAUUCUUGGGUGGGUUUCCUGGCUCUUGUAGUACAUACUUGCCUGGGCCACAGCAUUAAUCGACCUCAUAUAUAAGGUGCGGAGUUGUUCGCCCUGUGCCUAUACAUCAACAUACCUCUAUUCAUCAACGACAUCUGCCUCUCAUCCAAUCCAUCACCACACUCCAAUGUUCAGUAACUUUCACCUCAGCUAUCAAUGGCUCUACUACAGCCGGCCAUCGGGUCCUCCCUCGCCCAUUCCCGAAGGUCUCGAGCGACACUGGCUCGACACUGCCCAGGGCACACUUGAGAUCCUCUCCGCGAAGCCCUCAACGCCCGCCACCGGCCCGCCCGUCUUCUUCUGCCAUGGCGGCAUGGGCGGCGCCUGGGUCUGGACUGAGUACAUGCAGUAUCUCGCCGCCCGCGGGGUCCCUUGCUAUGCCGUCUCCCUACGUGGUCACGGCGACUCGUGGUACCCGUCGUACAUGCGUAUGAUGUUUGCAACCUCCCGUCGCGUACUGAGCGAUGACCUUGUCGUCGCCAUUGAGUGGGUGCAGGCGCGCGAGAACAGCGAGGUCGUACUUGUCGGCCAUUCAAGCGGCGGCGGACUCAGCCAGGGCAUCUUGUCGGAGGGUAGGGUAAAUGUCAAGGGAUUGGCCUUGUUAGGUGCGGUGCCGGCCUAUGGAUCGAUGGGCGUCUACAUGAACUGGGCCAAGCUCGAUCCGUGGUUCACAAUCCGUCUCAUUUUCCAUGGCUGGCACUCCAACUCGCCUCUCUCACACCCGGCCCUCACCCACCGAGCCUUCUUUGGCGACAGCUUCCCCCUCUCGGCCGUGAUUCCCUUCCAGCGCCGCAUGAACCGAUAUGAGAGCUACGGCUGGCCGUUCAGCAUGAUGAGGCCGUUCGCGUCGGCGAGCUCGAUUCUGCGACACAUUCACAACGGCGGUGCCAGCGGGACCAAGCUGCUUGUGAUGGCAGGCUCGCAGGACAAGCUCAUGAAUGCACAGGUGACACAGGAGACGGCAGCGUUUUAUCAAGCGGCGGCGGAUCCGGAAAGCGAAGGAGUGCGGAUGGAGAUUGUGGAGGGCGCGGGACACCACUUGCAGAAUGAUGUGCAGUGGGAAGAUGGCGCGGAGAAGCUGCUUUCUUUCUACAAGGGAAUUUCGUGAUACAAGGGUGAAGAAGCUGUGUCAAAUAUGCUUGAAAGGAUUGGGUCUCGGGAUGCUUGUGAUUCUUCCGAGAGGAGCUCCUCUGACGGGUUUUGGUGUUUAGGGUAAGCGGCGUUGCGAUGCGAUUGUAAACUAUUGUAUGUUUAGAUGGUUGGCUGGAAUGAUAUCCCUUCUCAUGUUA